Molecule: messenger RNA, 16219 nt
Organism: Porites lobata
Lineage: Eukaryota; Metazoa; Cnidaria; Anthozoa; Scleractinia; Poritidae
Source: the annotation of a GenBank genome assembly
UAUUGGUGUUCUCUUUUUUCCUGUUUGGGUAUACGUUACAAUAGGUCACAUGAUCAUGUUUAUAAAACACUUGUGAAUCAUUAAAGAAGUCACUUUCAGGGCGCAGUACACAACUAGCGGAAAAGAGAUACUAGAAGACGGUAAGUUAGUCAUAUUAGUCGGUCCAUUCCUUUGUAAGUAUAAAUUGUUUAUAUUAUUUCUCUGUUAUUUGUGAUUAUUUGGUCGAUCACUUCAUCAUUAUCGGUCAAAGUAAACAUAUCGAAAAUUAUCUGAAUCAGUGUUAAAAAAGAUACCGCCAAACAUAAUGUCAGAGCCUGCUGGAUAUUAGCAGGGGUGCCUCACCAUGAGUAAAAGGGGAAAAAAAACAACAUAAAAAGAAGUUGUUAUAACGGUUAAUUAAGCAUAGUAGUACUCACGUACGAAGGAUUCGAUCUGGCAGCUUAAGCCUAAAAUGUGUUUAGGAACGCAAAUUGAUGAAUGCAUUUCAAAAUAGUUUGUUGGUAUUUCCACCACAGUGGUACAAUUUUCUCUUACGAUAGAAUUUCGACAUUAAAGAGGGUACAUUUCUAGCUAUUGAUCACAGAUCCCAAAGCUGAUUAAGCAAGAAUUCGAAAUGCCUUUUGAAAUUGACUAUUUUUAGUACGUCGCGCGGCGGCAAAGAUCAUGAGUAGAUUACGAAACUUGAAAAGGGCGCCCAUUUUGGCGAGAGAAGCAGUCAGUUCUCUCAGAAAGAUGGAGCACGAAUAAUUUAGUAAUAAAAUAUAGGCUCAAACAAUAUAUUAAUCAAUGUGGGUGCAAAAUUGGACUCAACAUUAAUUCUCUAGAUUGCCGUAAAACGUUUCUUGGUCACUUUCACUCAGAAACACCUAAUUUCUUCACUGCGUUAAAGCAUAGCGAGAACAAAAAAAUUCAUUAGCAGAGGAAAUGAAAGAGAAAGAGUGGAUUUCGAAAGAGAAAGCUCCGUUUGGGUUUCUUUACGAUUUCAGUGAUGACAAAGUAAUUCGUCCCUUUUUCUUUCUUGCAGAAUCGGUCUUAUUAUUCUUGGUCGGCGAAGCAUUACAACAGCGAAACUUGUUUAGCAACUGCAAGAAUCAUUUUAGAAAAAGGUCAACAUGAGCUCUAGUUCAGCUUUGUGGUUAUUGCUACUUUGGGGUAAGUUGAAAGCACCCGUGCACGUGACUUUUUUUUUUCUUUUUUUAUAACAGCUUGCUUUUUUAUCAAGGAUAAGACUAAGUUGGAUUAAAUUACGUGUUCCGCUCAUAUCGAUGAACUAGUAAGGCGUGAUCCUUAAAUAGUAUUUCCUGUUAGCUUCAGUCUUUUAACUAAAACAAGUAAAACAGAUAUUGAAUAAAUGAGAUUAUAUUUUCACUUUACGAUUGACAAAGUUUGCUGUUAAGGAAGCAUAAUGUUAUUUAACGGCACAGACCAGGACUGUCUAAAUCUUCUCCUGUAGUGAGUGAUAUGGUGAAGGUUUUCUUUAUUAAUAAGUGUGUGUGGUUAAAUAAGUAAAAUACUUAAAUUAGAGGAGAACUGAACAGGUGCCCCUCUUGUCACUUUAGACUGCAUAAGCGCUAAACGGGAAUGUGAAGCGCUAAAGGAUAUGGUCUUUUUACUCAACUUUGAGUCUGAAAUAGGUAUAUCUCUUCGUCACUUUAAGAACGGUGCCAAAGUGUGAAUUAGGGUAAGCGGGUUACGGUUACAGGGGGCCUUCCCUAAAAGCCUCUGCGAAUUGUGGAGUGUUAUGCGUUUCUGGGAAUCUGCUCACCUACAACUUCCCUAAGACGACAAUUUGUCCAGGGGUUCACUUCCAGAUCUGUACAGCUUCAGUUAUGCCUGUAUAACGGAAUUGAUCAAGCUAUUAAUUACUAAAUGCAAAUUGAACGUCAAUAUAAAACGUUUGACUGUUGACAAAUAACGUAAUCAUGGUUUAAACGAAUAUGUCCAAUUUCACACCCUAACAAGAAACGGUGUUUGUUCCUAAAUUAUCGGUAAAUUCGCGUUGAAAGUAUAUUUUAUAAGAAUAUUGAGGCUGAAAUUUGCAAAAUUUUAAGAAUAUUGCAAGAAUAAACCCGAGGCAGAGAUUUUCGAUAGGAUAUAAUUUUAUAAUGUUGUUUUUCUCGUCUAGGCUAAGUAUUCCUAUUUUCUGCCGAAUUUAGGCUUAAAUAUUCUUUUAUUAUCCUUAAAUUGAAGCUUAACGGGAGAGAAAUCUGAAGCUUAUGUCAUUUCCGUUUUAACAUGUAUUGUAUAGAGUAUCCAAGGUACCGGUUCAACGAGCUGUUAUCAGAUUAGCACUGAGGAUUUGGCAUUAUUUAAAGUGCAGUUUUUUGAGCGUGCUUUCAAGUUUUCCCGUUUUGAGAAAGAAAUAAUUAGUUAUACCACUUGAGUUAAAAACACAAUUUUGAUGAACUAUAUUGAAAGGCCUUGAAAGGGAAAACCCCCUUUAUUAAUAAUGGCAUCGCCAUUUCUCUCCCACAGAACUUGAAAAUAUAAGAGGAGAUAUACGUCUUCCCUUUCAGAGAGAGAAAAAAGGUCGCUUGAGCAUCUGAACUAUUCAAGCCGGAAACUGUAAAUAUGCGCUGGAACUAUACUGAAACCAAGCUUUCAGUAGCCUGCGUAGCAGGCGCUUGGAAGUAGUGUGCACAAGAAAAAACGGGCGCGCGAGAAGGAGACUCGCGAGGGGAGAGGAAGCAUUAGUUUUUAAGCUACAGUGUACAACUCAUAUCUGAAGAUCGCACUAUCCGUGGAAAUUCAAAAUCCUGCAAACCACACUAUAGAGCUGGGCCCAGAGUCAUACUGACAUGGCAGGAAAUAAUCACAUUCACGGACAAAGAAACUUGCAUGCAUGCAUGUAGUUAUUCAGAUACAGCCAUUUCGGAGAAAACCAAAAAAACUAAAAUCUUUAUUCAGCCGUAAUAAACAGAGGUCAAAGGAUAAAAAACACUUAACAACUGCAUCUGAAAUCAAAUCCUGUCAGGGACACCUAGUACAGAAGCAUAAACCACAGGAAAUGAUUACUCAGUAUGCACGUAACAAACCUGCUUCAUGACCUCUAAAUAUAAGACUUAGUGCGGCAAAAACAAGAUUUACUCAGUCAAAGUUUAGAAUGCUACACGUCUUGCACUGUGUAGUGCUAGUAACCUUCGCGCGAGAGAAAAAAGAAAGAGAACCACUGUUCAAGCAGACUCUCAAGGUCACGUUUCACAUUAUCACGAGCUUAUGAGUCGUGUUUGGCCUGUCAACGCUUAUUUCUCCCUCACCCCUUGCGUGUCUCCCUCGCGCGCAUCCGUUCUCUCUUUCGCCCGCUACUUCCAAGCGCCUGCUACGCAGGCUAAGCUUUCAGCGAAUCUUUUGACUCAGGCAAAGAUCAUGCAAACGGAUAUGAAAGUACUUUCGAUUUAAGGUUGAUCUUUCUUUCGUUAGCAUGAUGUUUUCAAGGUUUCAUCGAAACAGUUUAUAGGUUAUUCAGUCUUUAACUCUCUGUGAGUUUACAAAAAAUCAAAUGAAUUUAUGAAAUAUAGCUACAAUAGAUUGAUCUUGGAGGGUUUUACAUGUAAAGGGGGCUUCAUGAAUCCACCUUUAGCGGGGCCCUUAGUGUCCGGGUGAAAGUGAUAACUAUUACAUUAGUAGCAGUUCUUUGCACCAAAUACUGACUAGUUUGAUAGUUCAAAACUUUUGCCUGAUGUAAGAGGAAAGGUAUCGCUUUGCCGUUGCUUGAGAUAGGUUAUGUAAGGAAUGUCAAUGCAAAUUAUCGUUGGGCCAUUUCCAGUGCCAGUCUACAGCAGUUUCAAUUAAGUACGCUCUGAAACAGACGGUUGUCAAGUGUUUUACUAAGCUAUGUUGUCUAAAAGAUGAUAAGAGUCUGAUAACUGUCGGAGACUCGCGAAGGCAGACUAGAGUAUACACUGACAGUUACGUAUUAAGAGAGAGUCCAUCUGAAAACCAUGCAUUAUAAAAAAAUCCGUCUACAGUGAACAUAACGGAUUUUGUUUAUAUUCAGGUAGGUUUACAUAUUGAAGUGAUAAAACCAUGUGUGCAAUAUUGUUGCAAAAUUCCUUAACUUGUAGAAGAUAUUGCGAUCGAAAAGAUCCACGACAGGUAUUAUUCAAAAAGGGUUAAAUUUUUUACCCAAUUUCACACCAAAGUUUCUACUUAUGUAUUGACCAUUUCCCGAUCAAAUCAUCAUGUUAGAUAUAGUAAUGACUUGUUAUUCCCGUAAUUGUAUAAUUAAGUCCAGGCGUUUUGUAUUUUAGUAGUAGACAUAAUUAAAAAAUCAGCCUUUUUGGACUACGUGUGACAGUAAGGAUUUUGUGGUAAAAUUAUCGUUGAAUAUUGAAAUUGCGGCGUUGUUUAUAAAGUUGAAAUAACACUUAUCUUUUUUUAUUGCCAUUAUACAAAGCGAAUAUGCGAAGAAAACUGUGUAAAGUUAAAUGCCACAUACAAUUUUUACGGUCAAAAGUUCGCUAUGUGUGCGUUGGGAAUAACACCAGAAGACAACAGGUUUCAUUUCAAGUAUAGAAAAAAAAUAAAGGUGAGUAAAGGACAAAGACAGAUCUAGGGACUUCAUACAAAAUCACUGACUACUAAAUUAACUUCAUAUAUAAAUUACACCCACAUACUGCCUCUGUUCGAAGUCCUGCAGCUUGGAAACUGAAGUGCAAGAUACCUGCCGACGUUGAUCGACGGAGGAGUCAAGCCAGACUCGAAAGUCUGAUUACCUAAAAUCGUAAAGUUUGAAAUUUUCUCCAAUAGUUCGGUCUUCCUUUUCAAUUGUAUGUCCACGCACAGUUCUUUAAGGCUUGCAUUCAUGUCCAGUUUGGCUAAAGAUUAAAAUUAUGGAGGUCAAGGAACCAGGUAUUACACUUGCCGCCAUUUUGUUCUACUUGUGCCCAGUCGCUCCUCGGCCAAAACCCGCCUGCAUGGUAGAAUGGGUUCCCAGACAGUGAUGACAGCCUAAUCUGCGAUCAGCAAUCACGAUCGCAGGCUAAUGAUAGCUUGGCAUUCUGACACACCGCCACCCAAUAAAAAUUCCUGCUUGAUUAAAACUGUAAUUUUUAUUGUAGUCCAUAUGAACGUAUUAUUCCGCUUACGUAAAUCUCACAACACCAUCUUUUAUGCAACAUUUUUCGUGUUUGUCAAACAUUUACCCGUCUAUUGUUCAUCUCAAUAAUGUCCCUGAUUCUGUUAUGAAUAACAGAAUCAGAAUCAGCCCCAUGAGCUCAGGAUAUGAGCGCUAUAUGACCGCUGUAUAAAAAAAGUUAUUAUUAUUAUUAUUAUAUCGCAACUCUAUGUAUUGUGCUAAUCUAGGGUUGGGAGAGUAGAUCGUUGACUAUUCUAAAGCGAUAAUGUUAGAAAAGUGGCAAUAUAUCUAAGAUAUAUUGCGAUUCAUUGCUAUCGAUGUACAUGAAUACCACUCUCAACACCUGUGGAGAGCAACUAUUAGUCCGUCCUUUCAUAUCUGAUGACGGGAGCUGUCAAGGUCAAGCUAUCACAAGUUCUGUGAAAGUUUUUAAGCCUUAGCCCAAUUAACAAUUAACCUGCGGUGAAAAUGGUUCAAGGGUUGCGUACUCUCCACUUCUCUCAUCUCUCUCUCUUUUUUUGCGGGCAAUUUCUACGUGAACCUACGCUCUUUCAAAAGCGAACAUUCGCCUAUUUACAAGCUUAAGUCUGAUUUAAUUUUUCUAACAAUACAGAAAUAAUCAGUUUCACAUAAGUUGGACAGUGUAGUAAGAUACAAACAGUGACUGGUAGACUGAAUUUAGAGCGUUAGCUGGUUGAGAACCCUUCUGCGCAGGUGGUAUCUUUCUGAACGCUCGACUAUUGCCUCAGCAUCUUCUUCUUCGAGACUAACCAAUGCUGCUGGUUGCUGAUCGAUUUUUUUCAUUGCAGCCAACCUCGAAAAAUAGCUAUUAACUUGCUGGGGAGUGAGCCACUCGUCUUUGCCAAAUAUCCGAGCUCCCUCCUCGGUACGUACUGUGCGCAUUCGUGCUGAAGCUUCGGCAGGGGUGACUUUCCGACCAGUUUCUUCACCAAUCAUGAACUGCUCGAGCAGAUAGUUCUUAACUUUAACAGAAAACCUGCUUCUUCGCUUUGAUUUAGUCUGCGCCCACCCCAUAGACAAAACAUUUUCUUCCGUUACUCCAAAGGACGAACUGGCUUUUUAAGGCACAGGAGGGAUUUUGUGGUUUCAAACUUGAGCAAUGCUCAGCCCAUUUGUGUCUGAUCUGGUCAUAUUGUGACUCUUCGUGGAGUUUAAUCUCAUGGCGGCCAAAGUCCAAGUGUCUCUGAAGGGUUUGAUUUGUUCUGAACGUCUUGAUACAGCCCUGUUCGGGGCAAGUGAACCAAGGAAUGCCCUCGUCAUUUGUAGGAGAAACGACGGUCUGUUGGGCUUGGUCACCAGGCGGCCGCGUCGAAGCUUUCUUUAACAACCCGGUAGCGUUAACUGGAUCACAAAAAGGCAAUAUUACUUUCACCCCUGUCUCACUCUGUGGCUGGCCCACCUUAGCAAGCUCUUGUUUGGAAAUUUUCCUACCUUCUCCAACUUUAAACGCCUUCGAGACAGUCAUUCCACCAUCUUUAGUAUAUUCGAAGUUGUUUAACUGGCUAAUACCACUUAACUUGGGCGCGUUAGUUGUUUGCUUUCUUGUGUCUAAUUCAAUCACUGAUGCUCGACAGCCCUUUAUUCCCCCAUAGGAGUCAAUAGCUUCCUUUAACUGACGCGCUGUUAUAACAUCGUGACCUAAAACAAGACAGAAUUAUCCGUAAAAACUGUGAAAAGAAGGGUGCUGUGAACCGUUGGCGGGCCAAUUAAAACGCAAAACGUUUUUUGUUGCUCGUCGGACUUUUUGUGGUCUUCGGAAAUGCAAAUAACUUUACUAUUUUUACAGCCUCUUAUUAAUUUUUAAUAGUCCGAAACUAUUUGUCACCUUCAUUAAGAUAUCUUCCGAUGUGUGCUUUGAGGGGUGCGAUCUUUCUGUCGCAGACAUGUUUCCCGCUGUUCGCCUCACUGAAGCUGUAAUUCUUAAGCGCCAACCCCCCUGUUCUUGUAAUGGUUGGCGCACUGAUAAGUAACGCAGCGUUGUGGUAGCAGCCAGCGUUGUCACUUCGUAAAAAUAGUUCUUUCAGAAGUGGGGACAACCGCUUAAGCUGCUGAACAAGGUCUUCCAGAAUUGAUAAGACUGCAAACCAAUCUUGGUUGCCUUUAUCAAGAAUGUGAACGAAAGUCCGAACCUUUGGAAAGAAAAAAAUACAAAAAGAUUGUAACAAAAUGACCAUUAAAAAUUUUUAAUGUAACGUCAACUGUAGCCUAUCGAUUACAAACGCCUUCAUUGUCUCCCGGCUCACCUCCAGUAACGACAACUCAGAAAAAAAAAACAAGAAGACCCAGGAACCCCGAUCUUGUCAUAUUUCCGAGUGAAAUGACGUAAAUUCUCUCUCGCUCUCCUCUAAACGGGGUGCUAAUUCAUGAAAAGUUACAUGUAACCAGCGGUAUAUUUAUAAGCCUGGGUGGGGGAAACAUGCGCCCAUGGUUCAAACUUAAACCUGAGUGGACCUGUAUUUUCACUAGCGGAUUCACACCUUCAACUUAGCAGAGAGUCUCUGCUUAUCCAGAACUUAUAUAUCAUGUCGGCCUUGCGGCCUCAGUUUGACCUAAGAAGAAGGUGGUUGCCCGAGUCCCCCAGGGACCCAGCCUCCCCCUAGAUCUGCCAUUGAUUCCCGUUGUCUCACGUACAACACUUCACUAGAUCUGCGUUUUCGUCCACAUACGGAGCACAUGUCUGUUUGUUUUACAUGCACUCCAACGAACUGGGGCAAAAAAUAUGUAUCUUUCACUUCAUCUUCCGCAAAAACUAUGCCUCUAUAGAGCAGCUAGCACGAAAAAAAAAAGCAUUACACGUGCGUUUAUGGCUUGUUCGUAAGGAAUGAAACUGAUUUUUUUCUGACAAAUCAAUUCAAGUGACGUGCUUUGAAGUUUAAAGAUAAUUAGAAUCAGAAAGCAAAUUUGUUUACGUCAAAUUCCGCUUCCUCGUUAUCAGGUCUUGUUAUGCAGGCCGACACAUGCCAACUGACUCUUUUUUUCCCAAGCCAUUCUGCCUGGGUUUCUCUGUAGCUUCUUGGGAGCCAUUUCAUGGCCCAAUCCAUCACCACUAGCACCUGCCGCUCAGUAAGAUUAUCAAGAAUGUUUAUUUUGGCUUUUUCUUGAUUGGUAGCUCUCACUAUGUGCGAUUUCCAGUCCAUAAUUCUUUCAGUGGCUUUCUCGAUGUCAUAUUUGAGCUCUUCUUUCUGCUCCUGGUAACUGAAAAAAAAAUUGAUUUUGAAAUAAUGACAACGUUACAGAAAAUGCUCUUUUGGAGAUUUCACCAAGAGAGAUGAGUACAGGGAAGAAUGGAAAGGGAAUGAAUACUAAUUGUUCGCGCUUUUUCACUUGUCUUGUGCAUUAGCUGUUAACAAUAUAUCGUACAAUGAAGAAAGCCUUAGACAAAGGUUAAGGCACUUGUCGUAAGCGACAAACUUCUACUUUUUUGUUUGUUUGUUCUUGAUGUCGUUGUUUCUUUUUUCCCGUGUAACAGACGCUAGGGACAAAGGUACCAACCUUAAUGUUUGCAACAAAAAGCGCGGGUCGCGUUUUCCUUAAAGUCAUAAAUAUUUGGCAUAUGUCUAAUAGUAUGCAACUGUAUUUUUUACCUAAACGAAAUAUCACCACUGUCUAGUCCAGCAAUGAUGUCGUGAGCUACGUUAGCACAGUCUAAACAUCGAUCACACUGCAUAGUGUGUUCAUGGUCACGGGCCGUUUUGUACUGGACGUCAUCGGAUGAUAGGGCGAAUCGUAUACAGUGAUCAGCACAGGGACUUUCCUUCAACACAUGAAGUUUGUAAUCAGCUUUUAAGUAUCGUUUAGCUGCUCGUACCCUUUGUCUAACGUUAUCAGCCCACUGGAGAGAUGAACCUACAGCAAGUACAAAUAAAUCGGCUUAUACUCUAAAUCUCACCUAGCAAAGUCAUCUACAAGCGAUCAAAAAUUAAAUAGGGCAUAAAAGCAGAAUAGACGGUGGGGUUGGUUACUAACUUACAGGUUGUAGGUUAAGGUGAUUCCCUAGUUUUGCAUUGCGCAUCUCUUACUGCGCAUAACAAGAUGGCCUCCGUAAAAAAGAGCAUGUGAAGUAACAUUAUUAAAAUGAAGUCGACUGAAGAGAAACGCUAUUGGAAUUUUUACUUGCUGUUGUUUCUUGUCCAGGAAAGACUCAAUGUGUUGGGAAUGUGCAUAACGUAAGCAGUACGCGUGUUAAUGAGUUCGACUUCCUCACGGAGAACCUCGAUAGUGGAUGUUUAACUUGUGCUUACUCACUUUGAUUUUCAUUUAAACGCUUUCUUUAUCACAUUGUGUCCUCAAUGUAAUAUCUCGAUGUAAAUUCUGUAAAAACGGAUUUUUUAAUACUUUCUUCUCCCUUUACCAUGCAUUCUAUUUGAAACUCGCCCCAGUCCUCUCUCAAAAAUCGGAGAAAAUGCAUUUGGUACGCACUUUCUGCAACUCUACCGCAAAAACGAGUACGGUGACCCCCAUUUUUUAUUUCAUGAUUUUAAUAAGGACAGUGCUUCCUUUCGAUGAGAAAGAAAUUGGCACAAAUCUAUGUUCAGUUUUUUGGCAAUUUUACUAAAUUGUACCGAUUGAGCUAUCAAGGGUCGAAUAGCGCGUGUCUAAUUUAAUUCCACUUUAGAGCGUAAAGUAAAAACAAAGGCAUUUUUCUGGUACGUAAGUGGAUAAACCGUACAUUAAAGUCAAAUUCUGUGGGAUACCACAAGCAUCAUCUAAAAAAUAUCUCCUUUUUGUCUAGUUUUGGCUGCCCGCGGUUUUUGCAAAUGCUCCCAAAUAGCCCUAUUUGUCAUCAUUUUCACGUCAAAACGAACACGGUGACCCCCACUUUUUAUUACUUUUUUACCAUCUUCUUGACUUGUUCAAUCAGUGUACCAAGUUUCAUCUACAAUCUAUGUUAGGUUCUAUUACUAAUGAAUCACCUUAAGCGUACCUAGAGAUGUCAUAGUUUCUACAACCCUUUCCAAUGUAUCAAAUGCUGAUGCACCUUCGCUUGUGACGUUAUCAAGGCCGGCAAGGGACUUUUUCUGGGAAGCUGCACAUAUCUGUGAAAGAAAAAAUUUGGUAACACAUCACUACAUAACGUGGCUUUUUAUCCUGCUUCCCACAACCAAAGAGUCUAGAGUACUUGCAGCCGCUAUUUUACACUCUUGUUAAUUCUGACCAAAAUCACAGUUAACAGUUUAGACUACUCUAGUUAUUUUUUUCUUUACCUUAAGGAUAGAAAAUAGGGUCGAUCUACCAAGAGGUUGAAAGCCAACUUCACUGCAAUACAACUGAUAUAGUUUGACCAUUCUGGAACUAAUGACAGUGCGCACUAAGUCAGGUAUCUCCAAACAUUCUCCAAAUGACAUUUUUAUCUUCCUUGUACCAUAGGCUACAUCCUGAAGGUAGUGAGGGCUACUUAUAAAAUCUAGGAAGUGGUCGACUUUCUCUCCUUCAAGACGAUAACGCAUCACGGGUUCUCUAACUUCAGAAUGGCCUGCACCAACAACCACAGCAUGCUUUCUUGCUUGAUCAAUUCGCCAAGUUGUGAGGCCUGGAACCAGGUCUUUCAGUUGCGUUUUAGUGUAGUGCUGCGCAAAAAUAGACAAGAUUGUCAUUUUUGUAUACCAAGAUGUCGCGCCUUCGUAAAGUGAAAGCAGGGUCGCCAUAAUGUUGUUUACUGGUUCAGGUUCUAUUGGCGUUGGAUUUGCGACCAAUGCAAGAAGUUCAUUAGACUGCCCUGGUGCAAUACAUUCUAGUGUUGUUCCUACUAGUUCUUUUGACUUGCGUCUUAUGUAGGAGCGCGUGCUUCUGGCGACAUCUUGAAUUGGCUGCGUGAGUUGAAAGCGCACCGGACUAAUUCUUCCACCGCUUAAUCUUUCAAUAUGCUGAUUUAGAACUUCCAGCCCGCGAUUUGGUGUAGGUGUUGGAAGGUAUUCUUCUUCCUCUUCUUCAUCUAGACAUAGCGAUCGCAUCAAUGCAGGAAUUGGAGUCAUAAUAUCAUCAAGGUGACUCUCCAGUCUAUAGUAUUCUCCUGGUUGAACCUUAAAAAGAAAUGAAAUUUAGCCCUUUGUCGUGACGCGCAGGUGUCCGCAACACUAACGAUGAAUUUCGGUUUAGAUUUUUCAUGAACAAGUCAAUUCCACAUGCGGGGAGCGCAUCACUUGAUCAUCAUCACUUGUUUGGGCUUUCUGUAUUAAAAUAACAGAGUAUAGUACAUGCACCUGACACUACCCACCUGCACACGUCUUGGUCUGGACAAACUGGUUUCAAGUUCCUCAGCGAUGUCAUCCUCAAACACUUCACUUUCUGGCUUUCUUAUAUUCUUUACCAAUUUCGUUUUGUAUAGAGAAAAAGAAAAAGUGUCACCUUACUUCUGUUUUUGCCCCUUACACUUUUUAUAUGCCAAGCCCUUUGCAUUGAUUUAUAAGUGUUUAUUUUAUAGCUAAAUUUUAUCUUGUUUAAGGAGCACUCUUUUCUUAUAGUUUCCCGAAUUUCAAUUCAAUUAAAUUGAUUGUUGCCUAUGUUAUAAAUUUACCUACGUUCCCUGUUUAUAUGGUGGAAACGUUCCUUGGGUAGAAGUUUUAAACGCCGAGUUACCAUGGGCGAGCCAACUGUUCCUAGGUUUCCUUACAAAACUUGGCCAACCCUUUAAAUGCGAAUCAAAAAUUUGACUAAGCAGAAAGGGUUACGCGCCUAGUGGUGUCGAUUCCGUCAAGAGGAGACAAUCACCCUGAUGUAUAAGCCCUUUUUGGCUCGUGUCUUGUUUCUUAUUUUUGGUUCGUCUGUUUUUUUUUUCCUUAACAACGCUCGCUUAAGUUGACUUGGCAGGAAGAGUAACCCUCUUUCCCGGGACAACCGGGAAAAUUACAUAAACGAGUUUUCAUUGUCCCCCGCGCCGUUAAGCAAAAGGGCGUGGUGGAACAAGAAAGAGACUUACAUUCUAAGCGGCCAAAGCUGAUACACCUGCAUGGCUCUCUAAUAGAAACCUUUUUUAAUCCAACUAAUAAACCAUUUUUUGUUACUGACUUUACUGCCGUAAUAGUUUAUGUAAAUAUACGUAAAACCACGAUCAAGUUGUCGUAAGGUUUAUCAUGACGUAAUGUGUACUUACCUGACAUGUCGAACUCGUAGAUGGUCCAAACUUCGAGUGCAUGUCCAAACAUUUCAUGCAAAUACCUAAAAGAUCCGAAGAAGGAAGUGAGAUUUUUUACGAACUUAGUCUUUAAAUUAAACAAUGUCAAAUAAACUAAAUAUGAGCUAAUCUUGUCCGAUUUGACACAACACAUUCCAUUUCUGAUAUAUUUCUUCCGAUAAACGUUUAGUAAUUCCUCUGGUCGGUUUUUGUUUGCUGUCAUGCAGUGGAUAUUUGCAUGCUUUGCUUGGUCGCCAGCCUAAUCCGAACUCAUCUCUGUGUAAGGGACAAAUAGUUAAACAAUCUCCGUCUUCCUGGAAGAGUCCUGCUCGGUAGAGGCAGAGUCUCCACUCAAAAUCUACUCCUUUAGCCGUUGUUUUGUAGCAACCUCUCAGGUGAGGUAAAACGUCUUUUUGUACACGUUUUUAAUGGCACAAUGGCUGUUUGUGCAGAGUAUCGUCUGGACACACCGCAUUCUUUACUAGAAUAACACUUAAAAGAACACUCAGCCAUCAGGAUCGAAAGUGUGAAAUCUGAUAUCAUGUGAUCUGCACCUGCAGUCACCACACGUCAAACGUCACGCAAUCAUUUCCUUCUGUUGUUCUGGUCAAACGUUUUGCUAGUUUCUCUUCAGAACAAAAUCUAUAGCUUCGUUUCAACUCAGGACAAAAAGAAGACUUAUGCUCAUUUUUAUUCAAGUACCUGGUAAACAAAGGCAGAAGUGUAGACUGAAGUUGAUUCCGCGGAUCAAAUCUGUUAGUUUAUACGGCCUGUCGUUUAUCUUUAUUUUGAUCACGUCUGUUUUGCUGUUUCAUUGCUAGAGGUUAUGACGACAACAUGAGCGUUUUAUAUUGAAAAAAGAAGGUAAGAGAAAAAUUCACUAAAUCGUCCUAUUCGAUUUAACUGUAAGCUGCUCGUGUUUAGAAAUCCAGGUCAUUUGUUAGUGCUGCCAUAAUCUCAGUUUAGGUGUGUUUUGGUCAAAAUUACAUUGUAUCGCAAGGUGAACUAACCCGAAUUUUUACAUAAACACAAUUUGUUUUAAGCGACACGGGAUUAUUUUAAUGUAAUAAUGUCAAUAAAAGUAUUUUUUCUGUCACCCGUCGGAUAAAGUUGAUAAAUAUCAGCUAAAUCAAGAUUUUAUGGUUGGCCUCAUUUGCAUUAGCGUUAAAAAUAAUGGUCACUUUCGGAAUGCAAAUAACAGUAAUAAAUAGUAACUUUACAAAGAUUUUUUGCCACAUAUCGUAAGAAUGUUUCUCUGAUUAACUCAAGAUGGCUUUAAACUUUAUUAAAACAGUGCCGUAUUUCUUUAAAGAGUCGCUUUUGAGACCAUACUUCACUGGUGUCAGUUUUACUUGAUUUAUUUAAGUUUUUCUCUUACUAAGACGAAACAGAAUUGAAUAGUUAAGUGACCAUUUUUCUUAUGUUUAGGGUGCAAGCAAUCCUUCGAAAAAAAAUCAUUUCAUUUGGUUGAUUAUUUUGCGUGCACGAGGUGAUCAAACAAGAGGUCAUUUCUGCAUGAAAUUUUAGUCCAUUUAACCGUUAAACCGUUUGAUUGACAUUUCUCCAAAACAAUAGAAUUUUGGGCUAAACUGUUCCACAUCCUAAGUCAGUUAGUUAAGGUGCAUAAGUGUGCCAAAUAUGAAGGGAAUCGGAGAGAUGGUCUGUAGACCACUCUGCAUGGUUUUCAGAUGGACGCUCUCUUAAUAUGAUGUGUCUAAUUUAUUAUACAUCGGUAUUGGUUUGCUUGUGAAAGUGAAAGUGUUAAAUUGCUAUUUUAUGCUCUCCCAACAGGAAAUUUGCUUCAUAACACAUCAGGUAGGAAUGAUGUUUUACAUGUUUCUCCGAUCGCAUGAAUUCCUCACUGAACGGGAAGAACUUCCUGUCUGUAUAGUUUUCCCGAGAAAUUCCUUUUCCCGGUGCAUUUCCGGCAAAGUGUAAUCAUGGUAAUAGCUAGACUGUUCACAGGCCAGGCCCACGAUUGCGUAUUGUGUUACGGGCGGCCAUCUUGGAUGAGUUUCAAAUCAACUUAGGGGGAGGGGGACAGUUUGGAAGGAAGCGGGAAAAAUAACUGGAAAGAAAUUUUUCUCGCCUUCCUUCCCCGGCUGCGUCAAAAUUUCGACGCCCGUCCCCUCUGUACAUAUAUGAAACCAAGAUGGCCACACGUACCGCGCCGGUAAGCGCUCGAUCCUGACGAUCUUACGCAAAGGGGACUGUGAAAAGUGUAGGAUAGCGACCUCCAAGAAACCAGACAUUUUUGCUAUCGAUGCAGUCAUUUUUACAAUACAGGAAACAAAGUAAAAGCAACAAUUUACUCACUCAGGAGCCCAUCCUGCUCACUAUGAUCGAGUGAGACAAGUUUUGACAGUAGAUACCACAGGAUAGGCAAUCUCGUCAAACUUACAAUAAAACAUAAAUAAGAAAAGAAUUUUGAGGCUCAUACAACAGUAAAAGGAAUUGACUACUCAACAUAGAAUGAUUAAAGGGACAGUGUCCCGAUUAUGCGCACGCGCGAGCGUCAUCUGUUUUUUCUUCAAAAGACAAAAGAACUGUCAAAUUGACUCGACAAGAUUUCCUUCCGGACCGCACCGCCGACAGAGAUUUGUUGUUUAUAUUCUCAAGUAAUAUUUUAGACUUUCGAAGAUGUCUUUCGUCUUAUAUAAAAAUUUGGCUCACGGUUCGAAGACUCAUCGCGAUUUUAUCGCUAGCUGGGCCGCCUCGCGACCCGAAAAUCUCGUUCCGCUCGCUUUAAAAACAUAUUUUCUAAUUUGAAACUCGUGUCAGAGGUCAAUCGCUCCAAGUCCAGUAAUAUCUGCCUGAUUUGCUCGCGUUCUAGCCUCAAACGUUUGAAAGACAUAAAUAAAAAUGCAAUCUCAACGCUAUGAAUCAUCACAAAGGUUAGUCAAUAACGAUAUUAUGAUUCAUGUCACCAGUUUUUCAAAACGUGUAGCGCCUGUUUGGUCGAUUUUGUCGGCCGUACGGAGAUUCAUUUAAAAGUUUACUAACGCGUCGUUGCAAAACAUUCUGCUUCACGAAGCUCCCCUCCACAAGAUCUCCUCAGUCACAUCAAUGUCUCAACGGUUUCUUUCUUACAGUCUUUAUUGUUGCUGUUUCAUUUCUGCGUAUUCCUUUCACAAUUUUCUGAGUUUGUAUGGAAGCUAGCAGAAGAAAUAAGCCUUCAAUCGGCAUCAAAGUGCUUCCAAUCUUUUGGUCCUCCGGCAAACGGCAAUGAAAGUAACGCCAAAAAAUCCAGAUUUUGCCCAAAUCGAAACUUAACAGGAACAAUAUAUCAUUGAUCUAUAAUCCUGAGAAGUUUUAGUGUCGUAUUGAACCCGACCAAGCGCGAUGCAAACGGAUUUUUCAAGAUUAUCUUACUCUCCUCGCAUCUUUUGAUUUCGCGACAUCCUGUCCAAAAAUCAAAGUUUGGUGCAUGCGCAGUAACGGGAUACUGUUCCUUUAACAAUUAUCUUGAUUUAUUAUAAACAUACCGAGACAUACUGACUGAGACGCUCGCGUAAACGUUCAGACGCAAAUAAGUUAUAGUAUUUACAGCCCUCUCGUCAUUAAAUGGCGUCGGCAUAAACACCUUACAUUUUGCCAUGUCCGCAUUUUUUAUUUAUAUAUUUCUUUUAUUUUAUUUAUUGUUCCUUUUCAUCUCAGGCGGGGAUCCGACUGUUUAAUAUCUCAUCAGUAAGGAAUAAUCAAUUUUAAUGGUAAAAUUCUAUAGUGAAUUGAAAAAACCCUUAGAGACCCUUUAAAGUUAGUAUCACAUCAUUUUUAUGACAUAUUUUUCAGGUUCUGUCGUAACACGGCAAGAGCGUUCCAUUAGAGGUGAUAUUCAGACACUGGAUUGUGAUGCAAUCAAAAGAGACCCAAGCAAAUACUUGGAAAUGUAUUGGAGAGUAAAAGGAGCCGACGGAAAUAUCGGUUACUGUAACAAAGACAGGAAAUGUUCGAAAACGGAGAGUCAGCUUCUAGAAGACAAGAGGAUUCAGGUUGUAAGCAUUUCCAGU